Messenger RNA from Onychomys torridus (southern grasshopper mouse), 8863 nucleotides. RefSeq names its product NHL repeat containing 2 (gene Nhlrc2). The transcript is spliced from 11 exons. The record is from RefSeq and is a predicted model, not a curated record. NCBI's taxonomy places the organism in Eukaryota, Metazoa, Chordata, Mammalia, Rodentia, Cricetidae. Gene Ontology annotation, molecular function: protein binding. The coding region runs from base 339 to 2501 and encodes 720 amino acids.
CUCUAGAGUGCGACCCCCGCGGCCUUUCCCGUGUCGAAUCUGGCGCUCCGAACGUCCAGGCUUCGCGGCGGCCCUGGACCUGGAAGGGGCGGGGUGGGCAGAGCCGGAGUUGGAUUGCGCGCUGGGGAAGCGCGGCCCUUUGGACUCGGGCGUCUGAACCGAGGCUGAGAGAAGACCGAAUUGUGAGUGGCGCAGAUCCGGGCUGGCCCGGCCCGGCCCAGGCGGCAGGGCGGCGCGUGUGUCCGGCCCGCGCCCGAGCCCGGCCCGCGCCCGAGUCCGGCCCGCGCCCGAGCCCGGCCCGCGCCCUCGAGCCCAGAGCCCUCGGGAGCUCGCACAGCAUGGCGGCCCCCGGGGCGCGCAGCGCGAGCCUGUCGGGCCUGCUGCCCGCGCAGACCUCGCUGGAGUACGCCCUGCUGGACGCCGUCACCCAGCAGGAGAAGGACGACCUGGUCUACCAGUAUCUGCAGAAGGUGGACGGCUGGGAGCAGGACCUGGCGGUGCCCGAGUUCCCGGAAGGAUUAGAAUGGCUGAACACAGAAGAGCCUCUUUCUAUUUACAAGGAUCUGUGUGGAAAAGUGGUUGUCCUUGAUUUCUUCACAUACUGCUGCAUUAACUGUAUUCACCUGUUGCCUGAUCUCCAUGCCCUAGAGCGCAGAUUCUCCGAUCAAGAUGGUCUUCUGAUUGUCGGUGUUCACUCAGCUAAGUUUCCAAAUGAAAAGGUCCUGGACAAUAUCAAGAGCGCUAUCCUUCGAUACGACAUCACCCACCCUGUGGUUAAUGACUCAGACGCCAGCCUCUGGCAGGAGCUUGAAGUCUCUUGCUGGCCAACACUGGUCAUACUGGGACCUCGUGGAAACAUGCUGUUUUCUUUGAUUGGAGAGGGACACAAAGAUAAACUGUUUUUGUAUACUUCUAUCACUUUAAAGUAUUACAAAGACAGGGGGCAGAUCAGAGAUGGAAAAGUUGGGAUAAAACCCUUCAAAGAGUCUCUGCCACCUUCACCAUUGCUGUUCCCUGGCAAAGUAGCAGCAGACCAUGCUACCGGCAGACUGGUGGUAGCAGACACUGGGCACCAUCGAAUCUUGGUCCUUCAGGAAAAUGGACAGAUUCAGUACAGCAUCGGAGGACCUAAUCCUGGAAGAAAAGACGGAAUGUUUUCAGAGUCAUCUUUUAAUUCUCCACAGGGGGUAGCUAUCGUGAAUAAUGCUAUCUAUGUGGCUGACACUGAAAACCACCUUAUAAGAAAGAUUGACCUAGAAGCUGAGAUGGUGAGCACCAUAGCUGGCGUUGGCGUUCAAGGGACAGAUACAGAGGGGGGACAGAGAGGGGAGAAACAGCCCAUCAGCUCCCCUUGGGACGUCGUGGUUGGAACCUCAGGUUCAGAGGUCCAAAGAAAUGACAUCCUGUGGAUAGCCAUGGCUGGGACUCAUCAGAUAUGGGCACUCCUCCUGGACUCUGGCACACUGCCAAAGAAAAGUGAGCUCAAAAAAGGAACCUGCCUUCGUUUUGCUGGGAGUGGAAAUGAAGAGAAUCGAAACAAUGCAUAUCCUCACAAGGCGGGUUUUGCCCAACCUUCAGGUCUCUCUCUAGCCUCAGAAGAUCCCUGGAGCUGCCUCUUCGUAGCAGAUAGCGAGAGCAGCACAGUGAGAACCGUGUCACUCAAAGAUGGAGCAGUGAAGCACCUUGUCGGAGGAGAACGCGACCCCACGAAUUUAUUUGCUUUUGGUGAUAUUGAUGGAGUAGGCAUCAAUGCGAAGCUUCAGCAUCCACUUGGGGUGGCGUGGGACGAGAAGAGGAAUCUGCUCUAUGUGGCAGACUCUUAUAAUCACAAGAUUAAAGUUGUGGAUCCAAAAACAAAAGUCUGCACAACGCUAGCAGGCACCGGAGAUGCAAAGGGUGCAGAGUCAGCCUUUAACGAGCCUGGAGGCUUGUGUGUUGGGGACAGUGGUCGGCUGCUGUAUGUAGCAGACACUAAUAAUCACCAGAUUAAAGUGGUGGAUCUAGAAGCAAGGACAGUGUCUGUGCUCCCGGUCUACAAGCCUGCCAGUGCCGUGGUAGACGGCCCCUUCCCUAGAGAGAAGCUGAAGACAGUGCCCAAGGUGCCCAAGUCUGCCCCACACAUUCAGCUCGCCCCUGUGACUGUGUGUCCUGGCCAGACGCUGCAGCUCAAGCUCAAGCUAGACCUUCCACCAGGAGCGAAGCUGACGGAAGGCGUGUCCAGCUGCUGGUUCCUCACUGCUGAAGGCAAUGAGUGGCUUCUUCAGGAGCAGAUCCCAUCUGGAGACAUAGAGAACAUUUCCAGUCAACCAGCAAUCUCACUGCGGAUCCCCACCAAGUGCUUGUCACUUGAAGCUGUGGUUUCUGUCAGCGUGUUCCUGUACUACUGCAGUGCCGACGGCGGCGCUUGCAUGAUGACAGGGGUCUUGUUCAGGCAGCCUCUGCAGAUAGCCGAUGCCCAGCCAGGCUGUGGAGCUACUGUGGAGCUCACACAUGUAUUCUAGAGAGCCAGCCAGGAGCCCUCACCACAGCCCCAUCCGUCCUCUAUCUGUCCUUUGGGGGGAAAGCAUUCUAGAAACCCAUUGCUCAGUUGUAACAACUGAUACCAAAAUAAAGUUGUGCUCCUUAUUAACAUUUUAAUUCUAAACAAAUCUCUUCAUUUUAGCUGUGUACUAGACAGGUCAUUGACAAUCAUUUGAACCACAGUAGUGGAAGCUUUGCCGCUACUUGGCACAAAGCUGCAGUCUGUGCUAUAUCAGAGACUGUUGUAAUUUGCAGUCAGUACUAAUACCAGUUGUCUUAAAUAACCUCUCCUGCCUUAUCAGUAGCAGUCAGCCCAUUUCAUGUGUAAAUUUCAUAGUGACUGGACAGGCCUACGCUGUGUACCUUUAUAUAAGGCACCUCCAUUUAGUGUCUAAGGUCUGUUUAAAGGCAGAACAAAAGCUACAUUCAGUAAAAGCUUAGAGAGCACAUGAGUGGUUACUUAUUAUCUCUUCUGUCUUUUUUCUCAUCUGAAGUAUUUUUAAAAGAGUUUUAAUCUAUUUUUAUUAUAAAUUAUUUGUUUUAAGAUGCCAUUAUUAAUGCCUUAUAACUUUAUACAGAAAGAAGAAACAAAGAAUUUCUAAGGGCAUGCAGACUUCUUUUUAACUAUUUUUUUAAUGAACAUAUUCCUACCAGACAAUGCCUGGCUCCCCAGAGACACGCUGGUUGUUGAGGUGGGGUUUAGGCUGUGUUGCUGUAUAUGGCAGUUUGUUGUGAUGGUGGAAUUUGAUAUAAGUGAGUACUAUGUUAUUUUGGAAAUUCACAUUUCAGUUUUAAGAGUUAAACACAGAUUUAUUGGCUUUGGGAUUUUUGUUAUUGGUUUGGUUCCCAUAUUUAGAAUUGAAAUUAUGAUCAUUAAUUCUGACAUUUUGAAAAAAAUCACAUGUAAACCUUCAAAUUGCUUAUUAUCAAUGUACAGUGUUUUAAUGCGGUUGACAGGCAUAGUUAUCCUAAUAUACUUUCAUUUAAAGUAUUAGGGCUGAAGCACAGUCAUUUGCUGACACCGCUUUGGUAUUUGUUUCUGUAGCCUCAUAAGAAACAUCCCUGAGAAGGGUGCUGGAGGGUUGAUCCUCAUGGUUACUGUAAUUACCAUAGAUUGUCUUCAUGAUGAUGAUGUUGAAAGCCCACUUGCUGCUUUAAAGCUGACUUGGCGUAUUUUUAUUUGAAUAAAUCACGAGAUUUCAGAAGCAUCAGUUGAGCCCCACAUAUAAACUCAGUGGGUGUCUGUAGACAGCUUGUAUAGCAUGCCUCCCUUCCUGCCUCAGAAGUACCAGAUAGGAAGUGGGAUUAUUUAAGUAUCAUUCUACACAUUGAUUUUUGACAUAGUUUUAAUAGGUAAUAUUUGCUUGUUUUAUUACUGAGUUAGCUAAAAACUCUCUGAAGUAAGCACAUUUAGAUCCUGACUUUAAUUAGUAACCUGAAAAAAGCUACUUUUUAAGAGAAAUGCCACUGGAAAAGGAAAGGAAAGGGGUCUUGAUUAGAGUUAUACUAAUAACUUCAGGAACCUUUGCUUCCAGAACUAGCUGCAGCAAACGUUGUACAGCUGCAGUCUGUGGCUGAUGUGCUGUGCUGUGGUGAGUGCACCUUAGUGUAUUUCAGCCUUGUUUGAUUUCUUGUAUUCUCAUUUCCACUUGGACAGGAUGAGAAUAUUUUGGCUCAGCCAUUUCCUCUUUGAGGACAUAAACAGUGUCACUCUCUAGAACAGAGUCUAUACAGUUUAAUUAAUGUAGCAAUAAUGGUAAUUUAUUUUUCACUCUAAAAACACAAGUAUGUAUUCUGUAGUUUCAUGUACCUUAAAAUCCCUAAAUCCUCUUGAGAAUCCCUUGGCGUUACCUUUGUCUGGGCACAGUCUAAGUUUAGUCUUCAGUGACUUGAGUGGUUCCUUGAUCUUCAAAAUACACAGCUUAACUUCUCCUUCUCACCCCUGCCUUUCCACAUUGCUGUCUACACUAAAAUAUUGUCGGUAGUGGGUUCAUGUAGCUUUAGAAAACACCCUGAACAGUGCACAUAGGUUCCUAGAUUGAUGGAUGACACAAAUGUCACAUUAGAAAACACUGGAGAGUUGUUUUAAAACUUCAGGAUCUGCCGAGGCCUUCUGUUCUCUCUAUGGGCUUUUUAAUUGUUUCGUGGCCUCUCUGCUCUGGGCCUCAUACCACUGAGAUAAUGAUUUGGGGCCAGGUUUUUGUUUUCAUUUUUUUUUGUUGUUUGUUUGUUUGUUUUUUGCAAAGUUAGAAAUUUGGGGAAGAUAAUGAAAAUGUACACCUAUAGUUUUGCCACAGAUUCAGAACUGACUGUUGGUUUUUGUCUGUCAGCUGAAGAGACUUCAGCUUGGUUGUUGCCUUUGGCAGAAUGUUUUAGACAAGUCACCAAAGACUAGAAUUGUAACUCAGGAGGAGGUUUCUUUGGUAUGCAGAGACCCUGGCUGGGUUCAGUCCUCAGAGGGGGCAGGGAAAUGUCAUCAAAAGCAAAGUUUUGUAGUGCACACUAACAUAAAAAUGUUUGCGGGGGGCUGUGUCACUAAUGCUUCUAAAUGAGUAAACUCUCGGUGUUUCACUUUAACUCUACUUCUCUAUGUUUCGAUGAUCAGUACUUUAAGAAGAAAAAUCUGAAUUAUAAGCACUAAUGCAAUAGCUUUUCUAAAGCCACUUAUAUUACAAAGAUGGGGGUAUAUUCUAGAGGCUUUUCAUUUACCAGUUUUCUUUAAAAUGAAUUGGUGAGGGCAGGAAUAAUUAUAGUGUUUCUGUUGUGUAGCACAGUGUGGUUGCAAGAGUAUGUACUCUGUGGACGCGUCUAACCCUAUAAAGCAGGGCUGCCUGGGCUUGCUGCCAGGAUUCGGUGAAAUGUUCACACGGCAUUUAGCACAAAGUAAUUUAUGAACUGCUACUUAUCAGUUUAGUUACUAAUAAUGACAAUAAUUUAUGGCCACAGACACGUGCUUGACAUUUUCUUCACAACUCCAGUUUCUAAAGCAAAACAUUUCUCCACCAUUUGUCAUGUUAGUGGACCCAGUAGGGUCUGUGCUCAGGAAGAAAAAGAACACUUUCUGGUAGGACAUAUCACUGUUUCACAAACACUAUUGUUUGUAAAGAAGCACCUCCAUACUGUAGCGAAGGAUUUAAAAAGACCGUCUGGAACUUUAACCAAUAAACUUGUUUCAUAGAGAAUCCAGACAUAGCCGGAGACCUCACCACACCCUUAGAACUUGUACAAGCAUCCUCAGAUUGCAACCUCAGCAUGCUGGGAGGGAGCAACCCGGGAUGCUGUUCUCUGGGAUCUUCAGAGACUAGAUAGGUGUGUGCUGUGCAGAGAAAGGGAGCUGCUUUGGUGUGUGGAUGGCCUGCUUGCGGGUCAGGAGGCUCCUGGGAUAGAGUUCAGUGCCUAGAAGAGGACCUAGUAUGCAGGGGUGCUGGGUAUCCUUGACUAACUGCUGUGACUAGUGAGCAGCAGGCAUGAUUGAGGCUCCUGCAAGGUACAGAGCGGAGAACCUGCUGAAGGAGGAGUGUUUCUGUACCCACUUCCUCAGGCCACAGGACACGGGCAGAAGGAUAGUUGCGUUUGUUGAGUUCUUUCCAUCCACUGGCACAUUCCCAAGUGCUGUGUGUGUGUUCCACACGUCCUCACAGCAGCCUUACGAUAGAGCCGGGUCCCUCCUCCUUGAAGCCAGGGCGAUCAAGACCGUACACCCAGGAAGGGGCAGACCCUGGACAGUCAUCUGCCCCACUGCCUGCUGUGUCUUAGGCAUACAUAGUUCACAUACUUCACUCCUGUAUGUAAUAACUCACCAAUCCAGAGAAUUCCAGGAGCCCUAGGAGUGAGUGGUUUUGAAAUUCAAAUAAUGGCAUUUAAAUGACAUGACUUUUCAUGGGCUCUUACCACCUAGGCCUUGAAAUGAUGUAUGUAAUUGUUAUUUCCCAAAGGAUUUUCUAUGGCCCUAAUUUCAGCCGUUAUCCUCAGUUUUUCUAACAGGUAUGUGUACAGGAAAACCAGUUAGUUCCAGCAGGACUGUCCAAAUGCGCUUGUCAUGACCCUGAGAAGUUCACUCCUGUUGGAGACAAUGUUUUGUGAGCCAAAGUGAGGUGUAGAAGUAUGAAGUCCUCUGCCUUCCUCCAUCCUUAACGGUCCUGGUGUACCCCUAGUGAUUCAGAAGGUGUUCCCGAGGUCUGCUUGGCAUUGUGAGGCAAACUGCUGCAUGCCAGUGAUGGUUUCUAAUGGGCAUCCCAGUGCAGAGUGUCCGUCCAGGGUCAAGUAGCAUGGUGGUGAAGCAGGCCUGUGGUGCAGUAAGGAAGUGGCUGCCCGUGUCACAAGUGCCAUCCCUGCUGUCCCUGUGAAACCCGUCUGACCUUGACAGUGGAGUAGCCGCAUACUUUAAGGUAGACCUCGGUGCUCAUCCCCAAGAUGUCUUUCCCACCUGUGUCCCAGCUUAAGUGAAGAACUAGCGGUCACCCUGCGUCACAUUACCCGGCGUAACGACAUCUGCGUUUCUCCCAUUUCUUUGCACUAGGGAAUAGAAAGAACGGCCAUAAAAGUUACAGGCUUUGGUGACUGAACCACAUGGCAUCUACGGCUAAUACACCUUGGCUCCCCAAUGUGGCGACUUGUAGACUGGUGCCUCAGCUCCCAGGUGGCCGCUGAGAGCAUACAGGCUGUCAGAGGACUAGGACUCAGCGCUCCUGCAGGCGUUUCUAGUCAGCCUUUGCCUUAGUGUGCCACUCUGUUUAAUCCUUGUCAGAGGUCAGAGUUGAAAGGCUAAAACCCUAGAUACGUGUGGACUGUGUGUCUGGGUACAGUUACUCGUUCUUGGUGUGUCCUUUCCUCCCCUGGCAUGGCACUCCAGUGUGCCUGUGGACAUUCUGCUGUUGACAGCCUCCUGACCCAAAGGAAAACACUGCAGGCCUCUUCAAAUGCACUUCCCCUGUGUGCACAUCAGCCUUAGGUUAGAAGUGAAUACUAAGCCAGCAGCCUGUACCAAAAGUGUUCUGUGGCUGCCCUGCCCAAGAAGUGGACUUGAGCAAAAUUGCUUUUUUUAAUAUGAAAUUUGAAGCUGUUCAGUGUAGAGAAGCCCUUGGUACUCUUAGGGUAUUUAGUUACAGCUUUCCAUUUGAAAUAAAACAAAAGGGGAGAGGGAUAAAGAUCCUCUGCGAUACAGACAGUUCAAAAAGAAUUAUUAUUCUGUACCUAGUUUCAUGAGAAAAUAUGUUGUGAUAAAAAAGACCAUAAAGGGAAAAAUACACAAGUCCCUAACGUAGCCAUUGAACUAUCUCCUAUUUCAAAAAUUCAUUGUCUUUCUUUCUAGUUCCACCAGAAACACAAGGUAGUUUUGUUUGCAUAGAAUUGGGGUGCAUUGAUGUGUGCCUGUGAUGGCCUCAUCGCAGUUUACCUGCUCAAAACUAAGCCGGCGCCCGCUUCCACCUCAGAACCCGGCAGUUUCUGGAGAGCCUUUGCUGAGGAGCCAGGGCUCCACAGAGCUGGCAAUGGGGAAGGUGUUGUGAUGAUAGUCAGUUUUCAAAGGCAGAGAGAGCUGGCCUGUGUGACUUCCCAUGCUCUGGAGUCAAGCUUCCUAGUUGUACCUGGGCUGAUGGUGUAGUUUUUGAUCUCUCUGGAGGAGUGUGUGGGGAGCCAGUGCAGACACUCUGACAGUCAUUCCUUCAGGCUUGCUAUGUAGUCAUGAUUGCCAUCUGUCUGUCACUCCUUCAAGGUACGGUUUAUAGACAUGUAGGAGACUCUUCCCAUCUUGUGUGCAUAAUUGUAAUUUCAUUUGUGAGACUAGAGGUGACCUGCUGUGAUGACUUUAUGCUUAAGCAAUACAGAUACUGUUCAGAUACUGAUAUUUCUAGACAUGGUCUAGUCCUGAAAGAAUUCACUUGCUGUGCGUUUUUAAGUGUUCAAUGUAGAUGGAUUAAUAUAUUUUUAUGCAACUGUGUAUUUUACAUUUAUUUGUAGACCAAACUCCAGUGGAUUAUAAAAUAUGUUGUUUAGGUGGAAUCAGAGCUUGGUGGCCUUCAUUAACUCAAACAAAGUGUGAUACCUAGGGUCAUGAGGAGCAGGAGUGUGUUCCUACUGUGCAGUGUGAUUCCUGGGGUCCUGGGAAGCAGGAGUGUGUUCCUACUGUACAAUGUGAUUCUUGGGGUUCUGGGAAGCAAGGGUGUGUUCCUACUGUACUGUGUGAUGCCUAGGGUCCUGGGAAGUUGGGAGUGUGUUCCUAUUGUACAGUGUGAUUCCUGGGGUCCUGGGAAGCGGGGGUAUUUACUGUACAUGGAAACCUAAACCUCUUUUCCAAAGCUUUGUACUCUUUUUCAUGAAAUAGAUUAAAUAUAUUCUCUCUAAA